UUCUGUGCUUUUGGACAGACCAGCAGCAAUGGCAACGCUCACUCUGGGCCAGAUGCUGGAUGCUGCCCUCGGGUCAUCGAGAGCUGGACACGUCGACUUCGAGCAACUGCACAACCUCCUGAAUGCGAUGCUUCUGCACCUGGGCCUACGGGAUCUGCUUGUCCUGGAGAACGGGGAACCACUGGAGGGAGCCGAGGAAAGCCCUUUCGCUUUCCUUAAGGACUUAAAGCAGAGAGUGGAAGCCAAUGAAAAAGAAAUCGCUGAGGUCCGGGCUCUUUGCCAGGAGCUCCGUGAGGAGGUCAAUGAGGUGAAGUUGGAGCAGUCCCACAUGGCAGAGGACAUGCAGUAUAUGCUACAGAAUUUUAACAUGGAAGAAUUCCAGAACAUGAUGGAUGAACUCCGUAACCAGCUGAUGGAGUCUCUCCUGAAUGCCAUAAAGAACAUGAUGGGUGGACCCGGCUCCCGAGACAAGAAGUCUGGCCACCAGCUCCUAGACUCAGACGAUGACCAAGGGCUGAUUGUCAUCGGCAAUGAAAUUACCCUCGUGGAAAGGCCCAAGACACCAAAGCAUGGGGACAGCCGGCCUGCCAGCCCCGGUGGCAAGACACAGGGCAGUGAGAAGGAAGAGAAUGCGAGCGGCGACCUGCUCUCCACUGGGGAUAAUGACAUGGGACAGAGUGACGCGGGACAGACCAGGGCACGGAGUGGCAUGGGACGGAGGGGCGUGGGAUGGGGUACGGGACAGAAGGACAUGAGGCAAAAUGAGCAAUUGGGUGACACGGGACAGAAUGACACAGAACAGAAGGACGUGGGAAGGAGCGUGCGAUGGAGCAGCAGAGGACGGAACGGCACGGGACAGGAUGACAUGGGACAGGAUGACACGGGACAGAAGCACGUGAGACGAAAUGUGCAAUGGAGCGAUGCAGGACAGGAUGACAUGGGACAGAAGGGCAUGGGGAGGAGUGUGCGAUGGAGUGACAGAGGACAGGAUGACAUGGGACAGAUGAAGGAUGAAGAGACCGAGAUAGGCAUCUCUGAGGUAGAGGCUCUUCCCCAACCCCUGGAUAGUCCCCCUGAGAUGACCACCAUGGGAGAGAUCAAGGAAGAAGAGACCAAGAUGAGCAUCUCCAAGGCUCCUCCCCACGUUCAGAGAAAGAGUCCAGAUGGCAGUUUCACCACCUCAGAAACGCAUCCAAGAGCCCCCGGCACCCACGUCCCAGUCCAGCGGGUGCAGUCAGUGCGAGGCCUCCCAGGAUCCCGGAACCUCUGGAUCCCAGCCGAGAGCGUGGCUGGGACUAGCAGGAUGCUCCUAAGGAUGCCCUCUUCCGAGUACUCACCUUGUGACCCACUUGUGAAGUUGCCUGGCCAACGCUCUGAGUUCAUCCCGUCCACGCCACCGGCGUCCCCCGGCCUCUCGAUGCGCCUGCCCCACCUCCGCAGGCAGGAGCAGAGGGAGGAGGCAGCCGAGGGCUAUUCCCGCAGAUCACCGAUGUACUCCGGGGGCAAACACACCAGCGUCAGCGCCGUGCAGCGCAUGGAGCCCCUCCUUCCAGACCCCAACAUGGUAGGGAUGGGGAAGGUGGGGACACAGGCGGGACACCGAGGCUGGGAGAGUGAUGCUGAGCGUCUGGGGGAGCAUCCGUGCCUCAGUUUCCCCAGGAGGAGCUGGGUGGGGAGGCUGGCUUGGGGAUGCUGAAUGCAGCCCAGUGUGGCAGAGCCAGGCCAUCCCCUCCUUCCCAGCCCGGCACGUACGAACUGAUGGGCAAGGAUGGAGUCGUGUACCGGGGCCGGAUUCUCCCGGAGACGGACUGAGCAACGCCAGCCUGCAGAAAUAAAGGGUGACCAACAACAGCCUGUGUCUCCCGAGCGGAGCAGCAUCCUCCCUUCGUGCACAAGGAGGGGCCGGCAGCAUCCCCUGUCCCGAAAGCAGCCCCUGUAAAGCCAGGCUCUGUGCCAGCCCCUGGUGUCGUGCAGCCCCUGGCACUCCCGAGCUCCACUUGUGCCCUGCCAGGGGACCCCCAGUAGGGGUCGGGGACAGCAGGAGGAGGAGGAGCAGCUUAUUUGCUGCUGCAGAAGGGGGCAAUGGGGACCUCAGCGGGAAGGGCGGCAGCAGAGCACAGUUUGACGCCAAAAGCAAAUCCCAGCCCAAGCUGCUGAUUCGCUUAUCCCGGGGAUGAGCACGGCCGAGCUGCCUUCCUCACCUCCGAGUGCAGAAACCCCCUCUGCCACCCCUCGUCCCUCUCGCAGCGCUGCCACUGACCAAAGGCACAAACCCCUCUGCUCCCACCUCCAACCAACGGGAGAGGGACACGUCCCCUCCUUGCCUUUGUGCCACCCCAAGGCUCGGGGCUGCUCCUGCCCUCCCCGCGGAUGGGAGGGAGCCGCAGUGUGCGCCGAGAUUCCGGGCACGGAAACCCCGACCCCGGAGCAGCACGGGGGCACCGAGGGGUGUGACAGCUGGGGACACACGGCUGCGUGCGCAGGGGGCUGGGGAUGUCCCCUCUACACACAGGCAGUGACACUUCCUGGGGGGACACAAAAGCGGUGGCACCUCUGGGGUGAGUGGGAGGGUGAAAACCCUGAGGGGAACCCCACUGGAACCUCGGGGGGACCCAGAGCUUAUGGGGGACAUCCGCUGGGGGCUGCCCUGCCCUCCUGGUGGAUGUCCCCAGACCUUCCCCCCCAGGGACAGCCUCCAUCCCUGUCAGCUCCUCUGCACUCCACGGGCACGGGGAGCUCCCCCUGGAAUGCUCUCUCUGCGGGGUUUGGUUUUCAGGAAAACCAGGUGCUCAAAACCUGCUCUGGGGGUACUGAGGUGGACGCAGCCGGCUCUGGGAUCUCCCCAGUGCCACCUCCUGCAGGAUAACUGGGAACACUGAGCAAACCCCUGGGCACCUGAGCAGAGCCAGCAAAGAACCAUCCUGCACUCCUGGCUGGGGUUGAGGGGCCUAAAAACAAACACCUUUGGGAGUAACUGCAAUUGCAGGACGUGGCCCAGCUGGGGUCACCUCUUUGGUGCUCAUCAUCCUCCUGCCCCUUCUGCUGCCCCAGGGUCCAGGUGCACCCUGUAAACACCCCCACCCCCCGAACACACCCCAGCCUGGGGUGACCUCUGGAGCAGGUAAGUAACCCCAAAUGGAUUUUUUUGCCUUUUCUCCUUGGAGUCAUCCUGGGGACCUCCCCAUCCCUGCAGGAAGCUUUGAACUGUGCUGGGAGCCUCCCUGUCAUUCCUGACAUUUCCAGAGCCGUUGUGCUCCCAUUUUUGGGGUUUUACCCCAGCUGUUUGGUGUGUGAAUGCAGUGGCCACAGGCCUGGUGAGCUCCCAUGUCCUCUGGCUGGUGACCCUUCUGCAGAGGGGGACACUCAGAGGACACCAUCUCCUCCCCAAGGGGGGCUCAUCCCUGGGUGGGUGAUAGGGCUGGGGGGCCCAGGCUGCUGGAGGGCUUUUGCAAGCUGUGAGAUGUUGUCAGGGGACAGACAGGGGUGUCAGCUGCACCCCCUGGCACACACGGGGGCACCUCGGUGUGCUGGCACAGCACCCACAUGGCCCUGGAUCUUCCCUCUGAUCCCCCCUCUUUGGGGA
This is a messenger RNA of Motacilla alba alba, 3583 nucleotides long. RefSeq lists its product as uncharacterized. The transcript has 9 exons. NCBI's taxonomy places the organism in Eukaryota, Metazoa, Chordata, Aves, Passeriformes, Motacillidae. The record is from RefSeq and is a predicted model, not a curated record. The coding region runs from base 29 to 1696 and encodes 555 amino acids.